Messenger RNA from Jaculus jaculus (lesser Egyptian jerboa), 4258 nucleotides. RefSeq names its product HPS5 biogenesis of lysosomal organelles complex 2 subunit 2 (gene Hps5). The transcript has 23 exons. Gene Ontology annotation, cellular component: cytoplasm. The record is from RefSeq and is a predicted model, not a curated record. Bases 213 to 3593 code for a protein of 1126 amino acids. Lineage: Eukaryota; Metazoa; Chordata; Mammalia; Rodentia; Dipodidae. Gene Ontology annotation, molecular function: protein binding. Gene Ontology annotation, biological process: developmental pigmentation.
GCACCGUGCGGCCGCCAUGACACUUUCCGCUAGCUCGCGCCCUCCCCCACCGACUCCCUCCUGUUUUCGUCUCCUUUUCUCCGGGAUCGAGCGGCGGGAGGUUCGGGAAUCCAACGUCGCCCACCGUCUGGCCUAGAGAUCCUCCGGUUCCGGUUUCAUUUCAGUGAGAAGUCCUGUGUCUGUCACUGAACAAGUAGUAUCUUCCCGGCUAAAUGCCUUUUGUGCCAGUGAUACCAGAUAUCUACAGCCAUGUUCUUGCUGAGUUUGAGUUACUGGAUCCGUUACUCACAGCCCUGAGGCUGGAUUCCAGCCGUCUAAAGUGCACCAGCAUAGCUGUGUCUCGGAAAUGGCUGGCAUUGGGCAGCUCAGGAGGAGGGCUCAAUCUCAUUCAGAAAGAUGGCUGGAAGCACAGGCUUUUUCUUUCACACCGGGAAGGUGCAAUUUCCCAGAUUUCCUGUUCACAUGAUGAUGACUAUGUUGCUGUGGCUACCAGUCAAGGUCUUGUAGUGGUUUGGGAAUUAAAUCAAGAACGUCGUGGGAAACCAGAACGAAUUUAUGUGUCUUCAGAACACAGAGGCCGAAAAGUUACAGCUCUCCUUUGGGACACAGCUAUUUUGAGAGUUUUUGUUGGUGAUCAUGUGGGGAAAGUGUCUGCCAUCAAACUUAACACCUCUAAACAAAUGAAGGCAGCUGCUGCCUUUGUGAUGUUUCCUGUCCAGACAAUAACCACGGUUGACUCCUGCAUUGUCCAGUUAGAUUAUCUGGAUGGAAGAUUGCUUGUGUCUUCACUUACUCGCUCCUUCUUGUGUGACACGGAGAGAGAAAAGUUUUGGAAGAUUGGAAACAAAGAGAGAGAUGGAGAAUAUGGAGCUUGUUUCUUCCCUGGAAGGUGUGCCAGCGGGCAGCAACCUCUGAUUUACUGUGCUCGCCCGGGUUCCAGGCUGUGGGAGGUGAACUUUGACGGGGAGGUGAUAAGCACACAUCAGUUCAAGAAGCUGCUUUCGCUGCCGCCGCUUCCUGUGAUCACCCCGAGAUCAGAGCCGCAGUAUGAGCACACUGCUGGGUCUUCCCAGUCCUUAGCAUUUCCCAAGCUCUUGCAUUUCAGUGAGCACUGUGUGCUAACUUGGACAGAGAAAGGAAUUUAUAUUUUCAUUCCUCAGAAUGUUCAAGUUCUUCUUUGGAGUGAAGUUAAAGAUAUUCAGGAUGUGGCUGUCUAUAAGAAUGAGCUAUUCUGUUUAUACCUAAAUGGGAAAAUCUCACACCUUUCCCUGUUAUCUGUGGAGCGCUGUGUGGAACGACUGCUAAGAAGAGGCCUGUGGGACCUGGCUGCUCGCACAUGCUGCCUUUUCCACAAUUCUGUCGUUGCCAGCAGAAUAAGAAAAACUUUGACUGUAGAAAAAUUGGAGCAUUUGAAAGCUCAGCUGGACAUUGCAACCUGCAGUGAACUAAUAUCUCAGCUGGAUGAGUUGAUCUUAAAAUGUGAACCUUUGGACUCAGCUUGCAGCAGCAGAAGAAGCUCCAUCUCCUCACAUGAAAGUUUUAGCAUUUUGGACUCUGGUAUUUACCGUAUCAUCAGUAGUAGAAGGGGCAGUCAGUCAGACGAAGACUCUUGCUCCCUUCACAGCCAAACCUUCUCAGAGGAUGAGAAACUUAAAGAAUUUGCCUCACAUCUGGAAGAGGACCAGCCAGAACUGGGCUGUGUCUCCACUGGAAAUGAAGACAGCAUUUCUCAUGGUCCAGUGACUUUUGAAACAGAUAAGAAUGAGACUUUUCUCCCCUUCGGCAUUCCAUUAUCAUUUCGUUCUCCAUCUCCUCUUGUGUCACUUCAGGCUGUCAAGGAAAGUGUUUCUAGCUUUGUGCGUAAAACUACAGAGAAGAUUGGCACCCUUCAUACAAGCCCCGAGCUGAAAGAGAGACAAGAACCCAAGGAAGAGGAUCAGUCAUGUGAAGAGGAAGUGAGUUCGUGUAUCUGUCCACAGGAGGAAGACACUGAAGGGGAAAAAGAGGUAAAUAGUCAACUUCCAGAAGAAGACAGGUUUCAAGAACUCACCAUAGCAACAGCAGAAGCACUGAUCAAGUUACUGGAUCCUCUGGUUUUAUUUGAAUCCAGCUCUUUAAGAACAGUUCUACAGGAAUGGCUUUCCCGGUUAGAAGAAACAUUUGCUGUGGACUUCACAGGCAUUUCCAGUACUGGCAAUGGACCUGAGAAAUCACACCAGGACGUGUUCCUGCAUAGUGAAUCAAAAAAGGGAACACUAGAUGGAGAUAAUGAAAAAGAAAAAAGGGACUCUGUAGGCAUUGAAGAAACUGAUGGUCGAAUAGCUUGUGAAGGUGUAAGUAGUCUGAGGCAGUCUGCCAGUGACUGUUUCCGAGUGUGUUCUCCAUGCACCAUUGCAUACAGUCUUCGGAAGGACCUGGCUGAGUUGACAACAUUGUGCCUGGAGCUGAGUGUGUUGAGUUCUGCAACCAGAAGCACAAGUGGACAUAGGGACUAUUCCCAGCAGUGCCCUCCUGCAAGUUUGGCUUGUCAGUUCCUGAAGAAGUACUUUUUCCUUCUGGACUUGAAAAGAGCAAAGGAGAGCAUCAAGCUUAGUUAUCCCAACAGCCCUUGUGUAUGGGACACUUUUAUUGAAGGACUGAAAGAAAUGGCAAGCUCUAACCCUAUUUAUAAGGAGCUGGAGGAAGGAGACCUGCCAACCAGAUUGAAUUUACUGGAUGUCUCCGUUCCUGCUGAUAGUCCUUUGUGGAUUGCUUAUGCUUCCCGGUUGUAUGAAAAGUUUGGAGAAUCCGCCCUGCGGUCCUUAAUUAGGUUGUAUCCAUCCAUCUUGCCCUCAGACAUCAUGCAGCUUUGUCACCAUAACCCUGCCCAGUUUUUGGCCUAUUUGGACAGUCUGGUGAAAUCAAGACCGGAAGAUCAGUGGUCAUCCUUCCUCGAGUUUCUUCUACAACCAGAGUCUUUAAGGCUGGAGUGGCUGCUUUUGGCAGUGUCCCAUGAAGCUCCACCAAGCACAAACACUGUGGAUGAAGAAGGACAUCCCAGGCCUCACUCACACUUGCUCUCUUGGGGUUACAGUCAGCUUAUCCUUCUUCUGAUUAAGCUUCCUGCAGAUUUUACAACCAAAGAGAAAAUGACUGACAUCUGUAGGUCAUGUGGGUUCUGGCCUGGAUAUCUUACACUCUGUUUGGAGCUAGAGAGGAGAAGAGAGGCCUUCACCAAUAUUGUGUACCUGAAUGAUAUGAGCCUGAUGGAAGGGGACAAUGGCUGCGUCCCAGAGACUGCAGAGGAAUGGAAGCUUCUCCUACGCCUCGCGCAGAACAAGAGCUCCAGGCCAGCUCCCCAUGAGUCACUAAGUGGGAACCUGAGUGAUGGACCUGCCCCCAUCAACGUGGAGAAUGUGGCACUUCUGUUAGCUAAGGCCAUGGGCCCAGAUGGGGCCUGGUCACUGCUCCAGGAAUGUGGUCUGACCCUUGAAUUGUCAGAGAAAUUUACCAGAACCUGUGAUAUCCUGAGGAUUGCUGAGAAAAGGCAGAGGGCCUUGAUACAAAGUAUGCUUGAAAAAUGUGAUCGAUUUCUCUGGUCACAGCAGGCCUAAUUGAAGAUUUGGCAAGAUGUCAUAACAUUUUGAAAAAAAUGGCAUUGUGCUAUGGAACCUUUGAAGUGCACCUGUUACUGAAGAAGAGCCCCCACCUGCUACGUACUGUGUCCUCUGUGGCUCUGUGACCUCAACAUCUCUUGGCCAAAGCUGGAUUUUGGAGGAAGGCUGUGGCCAGAUGUUGGAAGCAGAAUGAGAACGCGCACGAUUGGAAAGUAUUGAUUUUGCACUACAGUAUUAUUUGCUCAUCACCGGGUGUCAGGGCAUUGGUUUCUACUGUGGCUCCUGGGUUGAGAGCAGAAGCUUUUUCCUACAUGAAGGUAGACAUAUCAUGUUACUAACUGGAGUUGAAUCGUUUUUACUUGUUUGGGAAGUUGAAAAAUUACUGAAAUAGACCUAAAUUAAUGGUAUUAACAUAAUAAAUAUUGAAGAUUAAAAUUAAAUGUCAAAUAAGUUGUCCACACCUCAGGUGAACAAAUUUAUUUUAUUUUCAGUAUUUAUUUGAUGUUUUCUAAUCUGAACUUAUAUACCAUACAAUUGACUAACUUAUCACUGGUAGUAUGUUAUCUAUAAUUUUUCCUAAGGAGAAUAGGCCAAGAAAGUCAUGCACUUUAAAAAUAUUAUCUUUAAAAAGCCAUAAUAAAAGAAAGCUGAGUACUAACAAA